Molecule: messenger RNA, 1420 nt
Organism: Pieris napi
Lineage: Eukaryota; Metazoa; Arthropoda; Insecta; Lepidoptera; Pieridae
Gene: Txl
Product: thioredoxin-like protein 1
Exons: 6
Coding region: 87-947 (286 amino acids)
Source: RefSeq, a predicted model, not a curated record
AACACGAAGACCGACUGACCGAAGUGAACUUUUGUUUUUUGGAUUCAAGUUGGUAUUUUGGAUGAUUUUUGGAUACGUUAAUUAAAAUGGGUUUAGCUACAGUAAUAGAAAAUGAAGCCCAUUUCCAAUCAGAAAUGGCCAAUGCAGGGACUAAACUGGUUGUUGUAGAUUUUACAGCAACUUGGUGCCCACCAUGUCAGCGAAUUGCUCCAUUUUUUGAGCAAUUACCUGCGAAAUUCCCAAGGGCAGUUUUCUUAAAAGUGGAUGUCGAUAGAUGUGCAGAAACUGCCAGUACUCAGGGCGUCACUGCUAUGCCGACAUUCAUAUUUUAUCGCAAUAGAACAAGAGUUGACCGUCUUCAAGGUGCAGAUAAUUCUACUCUAGAAAAUAAAGUAAGGCAACAUUACGGCACAGAAGAUGCUGGGGAUGAGGAUAAUUCUGUUGCUGGACAUAUGGACUUAGUGACUUUUAUAACCAAGAGUGAAUGUGAAUGUUUGAAUGAGGCAGAUAACCAUCCACUCACCCAUGCUUUAACUAGUGGAGGUGGAUACUUGGCCAGUGACUGUGAUGAACAGCUAAUUAUAAAUAUAUCAUUUAAUCAGUUGGUUAAACUACAUUCCCUUAAGAUCAAAGCACCAGCUGAUAAAGGACCUAAGUUUAUAAAACUGUUUAUCAACCAACCACGAACUCUUGAUUUUGACCAGGCCUCUGGGAAUGCAUCAAUUCAGGAGUUGGAGAUGACACCAAAUGACUUGGAGGGUAACCCUGUACCCUUGAAAUUUGUCAAGUUCCAGAGUGUUCAAAACAUUCAGUUAUUCAUAAAAGACAAUCAGGCUGGGGAUGAAGUAACACAAAUUGAUCACUUAGCCUUUUAUGGGUCACCAAUAUCAACAACAAACAUGGGAGAAUUCAAACGGGUCGCUGGUAAAAAGGGAGAAAGCCACUAGCCCAGACUUUUGCAAUUGUGUCGUUAAAUUUUAGAAGCAUUAAAAAGGAGUCAACUAUGAAUAACAUCACACAUUAGAAAUUAUCCUGGUAAUGUGUACUCGCUUCUUAGUAGCCCUGUUUAAAAGAUAUACUUAAUUAUAUAGUAACAACACUUCCUCGCUCCUAUAUUGCCUUUCCGCUAUUAUCUUUGUUAGGUGAAGUUAUUGUUGUUGGCUUCUAACAUCUGUUAUUUCUUGCACAUCGCAAGCAACAGAAUGGAUUGACUUCUAAAAUACGACAUUAAAUUGCAAAGUGAUGAACUAAAAUUAAGAUGCAUUUUAAGUAUUUAAAGUUGCAAGUAUCCUAAGAAUCUGAUUGUGUCAAAAGACAGUAAAAUUGUAUAUUUCUGUAUUAAUCUAAGAAUUUUACAGUUGUAAUCAGUCAGGUAGCUGGUAUUUGUAUAUUCAAUAAAUAAAAACAUUAUUAAUAACUU